ACUUCGGACGCAUACUCAAGCUGCUUAGACCGGGUCGAGGCACCACAGUCUUUCAAUGCAUCACAAUGCCUGAGUCCAUAUUUGAGACAUGCUCAAGGGAGGAGACUCCUUCCGGAAAUAUAUCGUCCCUCGUGGUCACCUAACGACUGCCAACAACUGGACGAGUUCGAUCAAGAAAGGUAG
Messenger RNA from Cladophialophora carrionii CBS 160.54, 183 nucleotides. RefSeq lists its product as uncharacterized. The transcript has a single exon. The annotation marks the transcript as partial. Lineage: Eukaryota; Fungi; Ascomycota; Eurotiomycetes; Chaetothyriales; Herpotrichiellaceae. The record is from RefSeq and is a predicted model, not a curated record.